This is a messenger RNA of Penicillium bovifimosum, 4740 nucleotides long. RefSeq names its product putative Rho guanyl nucleotide exchange factor. The record is from RefSeq and is a predicted model, not a curated record. The coding region runs from base 1 to 4740 and encodes 1579 amino acids. Gene Ontology annotation, molecular function: guanyl-nucleotide exchange factor activity. NCBI's taxonomy places the organism in Eukaryota, Fungi, Ascomycota, Eurotiomycetes, Eurotiales, Aspergillaceae. The transcript is spliced from 3 exons.
AUGUCCGCAAUCGCACCUCCCCCCGCAUGUCCGACACUGGCAGACUUGCCCCUCGAACAACUCAGCCUCUAUCAUGUCGUCGACUCAUGUUUAGCAUCUAUCUUCGUGUUCUAUGGCGCCGUCUCCACAGCCAAUGCCACUGUGAGCAGCUCGCGCAUACAAGCUCAUAUAUUCACACCUGCUGGUUUCCACAGCUACCCUCGAAUUACGGUGUCCCCGGCAGCCCCCGUGUAUGCAGCAGUCAACCAUCUACCCCGCGAAAAACAAGGUGAUGAGGUGUGUCGCGGAUUGGCAGUCAGCAUGCUGAGGUACUUUGCCGAGUUGUCUGAUCCGGUCAAGCGCCACCUGAACGGGGUGGCUCGAACUGGGAGACCAGGAGGAAGGGUCCCCAAGAUGUUUGAUGAGAUGCAUGCCGCGGAUCUCGCCAACCGUAUGAUCAAGGUGGAUGACCCAUCCGAAAUCAUUUAUGAUCUUCGCAGCGCAUACCAGGAACGCAAGGUGCCAUGGAUCGACAUCGAUGUGGUGCUUCCCGCGGGUACCAUAAACGCAUCAACCCGACGUGAAAGCGCGGGAUCAGACAUCGACGAGAGCCAGAAUCCCCAGUACGGUCCCUAUACACCUCUCAUAGAGGCUCUGGGUGAUCCUAUGUUCUUGCCAACCUCUCGACUGAAGCGUGCGCCCUCUCAACCGACCAAUGUCAGCAAAUCGCGACUAUUUGCACGAAGUCAGAAAGAAGCUCUUCGUCUCACGAUGUGUGAGCUGGUUGACACUGAGGAGAGAUAUGUUGCGAAGCUGUAUUCUCUGGUCCAUGAAGUGGCGGAAGAGUUUCGACAGAAGGCCUUGGCCAAAGGUCCCUCGAGUAACAGCCCCGACGAAGCAGCUUUGGCGGCCUUGUUUCCACCAUGCUUGAAUGAGAUCCUGGAACUCAACCUCGGAUUCCUCGAUGAUAUUCGACAAGUGCUCGAUGAAACCGAAAAAGACGCCAUUGCAGAUAUUGGUCAGGACACGGAACUCCCUUCCCUUCGUCGAGGUGUGCCCAGAGAUCGAACGGAUCCACUCGGAGCACUGGCAUUUGCGAAGGCCCUCUAUCAAUGGCUACCCCAAUUUUCACAACCAUACGGGGACUACAUGCGAGCACACACAGGCUUUACCCAGACUCUGAAUUUGUUCAUGCGUGAUAAGAGCUCCAGCUUUUCGAAGAGAGUUUACGAGACCGGAGAGCAAAGACUGCGCUCUUUGCUGAUGGAACCCGUUCAGCGACUUCCUCGAUACAGUCUUCUGAUCGACACCAUGACUAGUAACCUGCCGUUGGUUCAUCCUGCUGUGCGAAUCUUGUUGAAAGCACGAGACAUCGUUAAGGAUAUCUGUGCGCUGGAGAACAAUUCACCGACAAGCCACGCUCAGAGCCUCCAACGCCUGAAGGAGCUUGUCAACGGAUGGCCCGCCAAACCCCUACCGGAAGGUCGGCUGAUCACGGCGGUCGACUUCAACGAGAUCACCUCUCCCUACCAUCUGAACACACGGUCGGCUAGUCAUAGUGGGGGAAUUAUGCUUCUUUAUAGGAACUGCUUGGUUCUGUUGGCGAAACCGGCCGAAAGCCGGACCACGGCCCGUGGUGUGCUGGCUGAUAUCGACAACGCGGCAUCACCAACCAGUGAUAUGUCCAUGUCUCUACCUCAAUCAGAGCUCCAAGUUGUGAAGGUGCUGGACUUCCACAAUGUGCGUUGUAUGCAAUCUUCAUGCGGCCGGGUUCUGUUUAUUGUGCCAACUUCAGUCAAGUCCACAACGGCUGAAAUUAACGUUGGAGUGGAUCUGCUUGCGUUGGAAUUGGCUACAACCUAUGAAGGGAGGGCCAGUCGAUUGAUCGAAGAAAUUUCCAAAGCGAGGAUUGAAGGUCGGUUUCCGGAAAGCGAAAGAGAGGGAGCCAAAUGGACAUUACGAAGUCCUCCCACCGGCGCUGCGAGCAGUGUGGGAAUACUGGCUUGUGUAUGUGAGGACGGCGAGACUGCCGCGCUCAGCCAGGGUCAUUCAUCCCCAAUCCGCGUCGUUUUUGAUACGCCCAAGGUGACAUGUGGGCAGAUAUUGAAAAGUUCCAAUCUUGAGGUCAUCAUAUCAAUAUCACCCCCAACCGGAGACCAAUACAGAUUAGAAAUUGAUUCCGUGGUUGGAUCUGGAUCUACAGACUUGAUUACGGUGGAUUCCUUCAUUCCCACACUUUCGAGACGCCUUCAAUACUUGCUCUCGCCUCUGCAAAGCCCCCGAAACCCAGCAUUGACUAAUACGCUGGUUCAUUCCAAUUUCGAAACUCUCCGAUAUAUUGCCAGCAGUCUCGUGACGCAGGUCAAGUCUUCACGAGGCUUCCGGCCACCCUCGCCAACCAAACUGAUCUCAAAUCUGUUAGGAGGCAGUCGUGAUAAUGUCCCCACUCUCAGAGGGCCAGGCUCGGCCACACUAGCUGGCGAAUUUCCCAAAAUGCUUCCGACAAGAGGCACUUUGUCAAGGUCGAAUACUUUGCCGUCAGCGUUUCCCGGGAAGGACAAAGAUAAGGACAGGGAGAAGGAGAAAGACAGAGACAAAGAGGAAACUGGAAAUAAGAUAUCGGUUGUUGGGGCAUCAGCCUCCAAAGGACCUGACACCCAAUUUGGAUUGCUGGAACAAACGUUUGCAGCGUAUGUGCUCUCUCUGCAGUCUCGAAGUGGGAAUAUCCUGGGCCGAAUGCUUCGGGUUAGGGACCAUGUUGAUCGGGCGCCUGUCAAUGAGCUCUACAACAUUUUGCUGGAAGAUCCAAGCAGGAUUCAGGCUGCGGCUGAAGUACCUGUUGAUACGCUCUUUGUCGCGUUUGAGACGUUUUUGACAAACGCUUGGAGACGAAGCAUGGGACCCAUCUUGAGCUCUUCUUCUCUGAAGUGGAUCCAGAGCCAAUUUGACACCAUGUUCCCACGAGAUUUUGAUGAGCAGUUCCGGAAGUUUCUCAUAGACAUGAGCCCGCAGAAUAGACGAGCGCUAGCCGCGAUCAUUCGACUACUUGCGGAGCUGCUUGAUGCAUCUGGCAACGAUGGGGACCGCGGUGCUUUGACGAUGGCAUUUGCCGAGGUGCUCACGGAAGACGGAGAUCCCAGCCAUCACGUCUCUCUUUUAGAUCGACUGGUUGAAGACUUCGAUAGCCUCUUUGAAGAGUUCGUUCCCGGCGGCAGCUCCGUGGAAGGAACACUGACCGGUGAUACCAAGAAGUCUCACGCCAGCGCUGGGUCGGUCGGUUCUAAUUCUUCCUCUUUCCGAAAGCGCUUUGGCUUUGGUAUGCACAAGGAUUCCUCGAGAAACGAAGGGGAAGGCAAAGUCGCAGCAAUUCUCCGGACCCUGAGCAAAAAGCAAAGUCCAGCCGGCUCGGAGCCCAACACGCCCAAGGGCAGUUUGAUUCGUUCGAAAUCCACCGACGUGGACCCUCGCUUGGGAUUCCUUCGUCCUACGUCCCGCGAGCGACCUAUAUCCCGUGAUCGGCCGUAUGGAUUUGCAUCCGAGGAGCAAAUCUCACGGCCCGGCACCGGCUACGACAAGCCGCCUUCUCUGUCCUCCUUCAGAGGAUUCUCCGAGGAUAGUCUACCAAGGAUACGCAGAAAACGGAGGAGCUCUCUUUCUGACUUACGACCAACUACAGCAUCCUCGGAUGCCUCCAGUAUCUCUCCAAAACAACAGCUCCGGCCAACUACCCCCUCCAGCCGCCCUCGCGGCGAGGUGGUAACGCCAACCAAACAAACCAGGCCCCAGAGCAGUUACAUACCAACGUCGCCUAUGCGUGCGCAAUCGCCACUACGUGGUAAAUCACCAAUGCGCUCCAAGCCACCAGCCAGCACCGGUUCACCCACCCGACUGGGUUCACCCAUCCGGCGUCUGUCUCCACCCCGCCCUUCUACCCCGAGUAGAAAAGAGAACGUUGAUCCGAGGACGGCACAUACGGACCGUACAACCAAGUUCAGGCGUGAUGCAUCGGUAUCGCCAGCCGACGAGUCACGAAGACGAUCUAACGCCUCGAGCAUUCCCCAACGAACUCUGGGCCUUCGAGAGCGGCCAACCACCAAUGUUUCCGAUAUCAAGCGGCCACAAUCUGCGUCUUCCUCGAAACCACAGAAACCGCGGAUGCAAAGCCCGCAGAAGUUGCGCGAUCGCGUUCAAUUGGAAAAGAAGACCCAAGUUUCUGAUCAACGGGGCCUCAAAGACGAGCUUGCGGCGCUUGGUCAUGAAUUACGCUCUUUGAAACUCACACCACCAAGGCAGUCCAACCCAAUGAACCUCGAUUUUGAUUUCGACCGCGCGGACACUAGUCCAGCUUCUGCCACAGCCUCAUCCCUUGAAGCUCGCAUGCGCAAUCUGGAAGCUCGAUUUGAGGCCCUUACCGGGGAAUAUAGUGAACGCACGUCCGCUAUCGAAAGAGACUUGGAAUCGUCCUUGGUUCUCAGCGAGAAGCGCGUGAAGAAGUUGGACGAGCUUUAUCGCGAGGCGAGCGCCGAGAAUGAGGCUCUCUACGAUCGGUUCAAUACCGAGCUCAGUAAAAUCGCAAAAGAUGUCCGAUCGGGACAUGCCGAAGACGCCUUGAAGUCGCAACUGGCGAGUGCCCUGGAUGAGAUCGGCCGAGUCAAGAAAGAGAAUUUCCGCCUGAAACGAGAAGUCGGAGGCCUCCGAGCCCAGUCAGCUGCCGUUGCACUGCUCAAGGCGAGCGAGCAACCACAAAAGCUACAACAUUAA